AUGGAAAAAUUGUAUUUUGAAAAUUUUAUUGUUUACUGUAAUUCAAACAAAUCUUUCUCCUAUCUCCAAAAAAAUGAAAAUAGCUAUAAAAGUCAGAAAAAAAAGAUCCAAAAUAAUGAAUAUGAAAAGCUAGUUGAUGAAAAAAAAAAAAAAUAUAAAUGGAUAAAAAACUUAUCACAUAAAGAAUGCUCUAAACAUAUUUUAGAAAACAUAAAACACACAGAAAAUAAAUUUAAUGGAAAACCGAAAAUUAAAAAAAGGGGUUAUUCAGUAUUAUGUAAUAUAAACAAUGAACUAAUUUACACCUAUAAAAACAUUAAAUUUAUAAAGGAUUCGAAAUGCAUGAAAGCUGCUUCCCUAGCUGUUCAGAAAAAAAAAAAUGUUUUUAAACCAAGUAAAUGUAUAUCAAUAUUUAAAGGAAAAGAAGACAGUGAAAAAAAAGAAAAAUGGACAACAACAAAACAAAAUACAGGAAAUAAUGAUCUAAUAAAAGAAAAACGUUUUUCUAAUGAAAAUAAAUUAAAAAGUGAGGAUUUAAUAAAAAUAAAAGGAAUAGAGAAAAAAGACAAUCGUAUUGAUAUAUACAAAUAUUUAUUUAAUAUUUAUAUUAGAAAAGAAUAUUAUAAAAAGGUAUCAAAGCGAUGGUUAAAAAAAUUUAUAAAGAAAAAUGGGCCUUUAUAUAAAGAAAUAGCCAAACAACUAAUUAAUUUGUUGAUCAUAAAAAAUUUUAUAAUUUUUGAUGUUGAAUUAUGGAAUUUCUUUCUUCCACAAAAUUUGACAAACCAUUUUAACAUAAAUUUACAAUUUUUUUGUGGAAAAUCAGGAAAUAAAAAAACAGAAUUUUUAAAGAAUAUAUUUGAAUCAUUUCCUUUUAAAUAUUCUCAUGAAAAUGUUCAUAUUAUUGAUAUGGUUGAGUAUGAAAAAUGUCCUAUUGUAUAUGACUAUAAAUAUUUAAUAAAUCCCAAUCGUUUUUUAAAUAGUGUCGAAAUAGGUGUAAAUAAUAAAAAAACCAAUAAAAUAAAAAAUAUAAAUAAAGAUAAUUUUUCAUUCAAAUUAUUUGAUAUGUCAAGAAGUAAAGAUAUAUAUACACAGUUAUCACCAUUAAGACAAGAUGGAAAUUGUGACAAAAUAAAACAGGAAGUUGACAUUCAUACUAUUAGUUCAAAACAUGCUAAAACUUCUAAUAUUAAUAUAAUAGAUGCAAAUGAGAAAACAAUGGACAUCAAAAAGAUAGACAACUCAUGUAUUAACCAAUAUAGAUAUAAAGAUAAAAAAAUUCUCAGUCUUUUCGAGUCUUCAGAUAGUGAAGAAAUGUGUAAUAGUAUAGAUUUACACUAUCUAAAUAAAAUAAAUAAGCAUAAUAGUUAUCUUUCAAAAGAUAUAAAUUUAUAUAAUUAUAAAAAAAGAACUUAUAUAAAUAAUAUACUUUACCCAAAUUAUUAUGAAAUUGCAUUAAAGGAAUUUCUAAUAACAGAUGUGAAAAGCAGAAAAACAAUUCAGAUGAUUGAUUCAUUGAAUUUAAAUUUAGAGUAUAUUCUUAUUAGUUUUACAAAAAUUGCUAUAAUUAAACAACUUGUAUGGAAAAAAAAAAUGUUUAGACUGUUACAUAAAUUUGUAAAAAAAGAUUAUAAGACCAAAUUGGAAAAGAAAAUAAGAAGAAAAACAUUAGGAUUGAACUUAUUUAACGGAGGGUAUUCCUUUUUGCUAAUAAAGAAUCUCGAUUUUAUAAACAACUUUUCUGUUUUAAAAAAAAAUUGUAUUAUGUUUUUAUUAUUAAAAUAUAUUUUUAUAUGGAAAAAAAUGAAUUUAAAUGCACACAUGUUUAUUGUAUCUCCAGUUUUAGAUGAAAAUAUAUCAAGUGGAUUUAAUAAAAGUGAUAUUGGAAAAGAAAGUCAUGAAAAUGUAUUAUUACAAUUAAAUCCUUAUAUAAAUAAAUAUUUUCUUUUUAUAUUGCCUAAAUUUCUUCAUCAUAAAGAUAGAUAUAUAGUAUUAAAACAUUUGUAUAGAAAACAUAAUUUACCAUAUUCAAUUAAAACGUUACAAUAUGUCUCUAAAAUAACAAAUAGCUAUUGUGAAGAAAAUUUGAUCAAACUAUUUCAAGAUGAGUACAAAGAGAGAAUUAUUUAUUUAUUAAAAAAAAAAAAUAAAAGCAAAGAUGAAAAUUUGAAUAAUACUGUGAAAAAUAUAAACAAUGUUGAUAAUCUUGUGGAUAUAAAAAAGAAUAUUAAACAAUUAAUGUCUAAAAAUAAAAAUAAAAAAAUCCAUUUUUUUAAUAAAACUCUUAAUUUCCAAUGUGAUUCACAUUUAUUUAUUCACGGAAAAGAGAUUGAAUUAUAUAAAAAGAAAAGUUUUGAAAAGUUGAAUAAGAAUGGCAAGAGUAAGACAUACGGAUUUGACAAAGUAGUGGGAGAAAGUGAACUUAUUAAUAGACUGAAAAAUGAAGUUGUUUAUAAUUUUAUUUAUAGAGAAAGACAAAAACAUUAUAAUAGUACUGAUUGUGAUAAAAACCUUUUUGAUGAUGUAGGUAUAUUAUUAUAUGGAGAAAGUGGAUCUGGUAAAACUUUCAUAUCAAAAAUAAUAAUCGAAGAAUGUAAUUGUAAUUCCAUUAUUAUAAAUUGUGCUAAUAUAUUUAAUAAAGUAAUGGGUGAAUCUGAAAAAUGUCUGAAUGAAAUAUUUGAAUAUGCAAAAAAUAAAUUACAACCAUGUAUAAUUAUGUUUGAUGGUAUUGAAAAUAUUUGCUUUAAACAUGAUUUAUUUUCAAAUUCUAUUGAUAAAUUUUCUGCACGAUUAAAAUUAUGUUUUUAUGAAAAUCUAGAUAAGUUACAUUUUGAAAAAAAAUGGAAUUUAAAUAGUAAGAGGAAUACUAAUUCAAUUAUGAUUAUUUGUACGACCACUGAUAUUAAUAAUGUUGAUAGUAAUUUAUUAGUAGAUCAUAGAAUUAGGCAUAUAUAUCAAACUAAAAGUUUUAAGUUUUGGAAAAAUAAAGAUGUGUAUAAACUUUUUGAAAACUGCUUAAGGUCUAAUAAUAUAGAUCCAAAUGUUUUAAUGAAUUCAGAAAAUUUUCAAAAAUUUAUACAAGAAAAUAUAUUAAGUAGGAAGGAUAAAUUUUCACCCCUUGAUAUUUCGAAUAUGUGUUCAGAUACAUUAGCUCGAUGCAUAAAAAUUGGCAUUUCGAAUGGAAAUGAAAUAAAUCUAGAAAUUUUUUGCAAUAUACUAAGAGAAAAUUAUAAAUAA
Messenger RNA from Plasmodium vinckei vinckei, 3234 nucleotides. Its product is annotated as AAA family ATPase, putative. The record is from RefSeq and is a predicted model, not a curated record. Gene Ontology annotation, biological process: proteasome-mediated ubiquitin-dependent protein catabolic process. Gene Ontology annotation, cellular component: proteasome regulatory particle, base subcomplex. The transcript is spliced from 2 exons. Gene Ontology annotation, molecular function: ATP hydrolysis activity; proteasome-activating activity; ATP binding. NCBI's taxonomy places the organism in Eukaryota, Apicomplexa, Aconoidasida, Haemosporida, Plasmodiidae. Bases 1 to 3234 code for a protein of 1077 amino acids.